Notodromas monacha is the source of this 855-nucleotide messenger RNA. NCBI's taxonomy places the organism in Eukaryota, Metazoa, Arthropoda, Ostracoda, Podocopida, Cyprididae. The record is from the annotation of a GenBank genome assembly.
AUGUCCAUGACCACUUGUUGGUGCUCGCAAGAUGUCGCCGCACGGGCAAAGGAAUUAUCUGGGGCGCAGCACAGGCACAUGGUAGCAGGCCAAAACGGUGCCCGGUUUCUUCCCGGCGGGCCCGACUCCUCCCAAGAAAAGUGCCUGACCCGAUCCGAGGUCACCGCCAAGUUUCUUCCUAUAGCUGCCCAAUAUAAAACCAGGACCGCGUCCAGACACCAGCAUCAGUAUUUGUCGACUCGUCACAUAGUGAACUACACAUUCCAACAAACGAAUUCACUUCGUUCUUUUCCGAAACGGCAAUUCAGUUUCCUAUCAAAAAUGUUCAAGGUUGUCGCUGUUUUGGCGUUGGCUGCCAUUUGCGUUGCAGAUGACGCAUACAAACCAGCAUACAAGGAGGCUUCUUACGACGACCCAAAGUACAUCUUUGACUGGGCCGUGAAGGACGACUACACCUACAACAACUAUGGCCAGACUGAGAGACGCGACGGCUACAACACCGACGGCUCCUACUUUGUGGCCCUGCCCGACGGCAGGAUCCAGACUGUGAAAUACUACGUCAAUGGAGACUCUGGUUACGUGGCUGAGGUCACCUACUCAGGAGAGACCAAAUACGACGAUGCCUACAAGAAGCCAUCUUAUGCCCCAGCACCCUACAAGGCUGAGGCCAGCUACCAAAAGCCCGCCUAUGCACCUGCCCCUGCCUACAAGCCCGAGCCAUCCUACAACAAGCCCGCCUACAAGGCUGAGCCAGCUUAUGCACCUGCGCCCUACAAGGCCGAGCCGUCCUACAACAAGCCAGCCUACAAACCCGCGUACAAACCUGCAUAUGCCCCUGCGCCAUACAAGGCCUGA